Capsicum annuum is the source of this 882-nucleotide messenger RNA. RefSeq lists its product as uncharacterized. The record is from RefSeq and is a predicted model, not a curated record. Lineage: Eukaryota; Viridiplantae; Streptophyta; Magnoliopsida; Solanales; Solanaceae. The transcript has 2 exons. The annotation marks the transcript as partial.
UUUAGAAAAGCUGUUGCAGAUUAUGCUGUAGAGUAUAGAAGGCAAGUGAAGUUAAAACCUAAUGAAAAACAUAGAAUAAGGGUGAAAUGCAUUGCAGCUAAUUGCAACUGGUUGCUAUUUGCUUCUACUAAUAGGGAUUCAGGUGAUUUUAUUGUUAAGAACUAUAACCCUAUUCACAAAUGUAUACCUCUAAACAAGAACAAGAUAUGUGAUUCAAAGCUGGUUGCUAGAAAGUUCAAGGACAGAAUAGUUUCUCAAUUAUACAUUAGGAUUUGGGAAAUUCAGGAUUUAGUAAGAGAGGUGUUGGGUCUUUAUGUAGGUAAAACUAUUUGUUAUAGGGCUAAACAGAUUGUUAUAAGGGCGAAUAUGAGAGAUUGGAAGCUAGAAUUUGCCAGAUUAUGUGACUAUACAGAUAUGAUCAAGACAACAAAUCCUGGAAGUUCUUGUUGGAUAAAAAUUGACAAAGAAACUGAAUCAGGAAAGAACCUCUUUGUAUAUUUCUAUGUGUGCUUUCAUGCCUUCAAGCAAGGAUGGUUAGAUGGAUGUAGAAAAAUUAUUGGUUUUGAUGGAUGCUUUCUCAAAGGAGCUUGUAAGGGUGAGUUGUUGGUUGCUGUGGGGAAAAAUGGCAACAACCAAAUAUAUCCUAUUGUAUGGGCAGUUGUGGAUACUGAAACAAAACAUAGCUGGGACUGGUUCUUAAGGUAUCUAAUUGCAGAUCUAAAUCUGAGAACUGGUGAAGGCUUUACUGUAAUAUCAGACCAACAAAAGGGUCUUGUUCCUGUUUUGAUGUAUUUGCUACCAAAUGCUGAGAGAAGAAUAUGUGCUAGACAUAUUUGGAGCAAUUGGCAUGUGCACUGGAGAGGAGAAGAGAGAAGAAAAUAG